AUGGGAUCGUUUGAAAAUCCACCUGAAAGGGUAUUGUCAAAUAUUGUCACGCAAGGCUUUUUCACAUCGCCAUCGACGCUUUGGCUGCGGUAUUUACAUCGCCAAUAUCGCUCUCUCAUCCGUUUGAAUCGCCAUCACCACAAUGAUGAAUCCUAUCAAGCCCGCCUCCAACAACUUCGCCACGACAUCGACAAUUCAUCCAAAAUGAGGAAGCUGAUUAUCUUGCAUUACGUUCUGGUAUCAAAAUGGAGGGAAUAUGGGGAACGAUCUAACAAAUAUUUUUAUGAAUGUCUCAAGGAUCGUCAAGUUGCCAAGUACAUCCCUGCUAUUGCUAAUGAGGAUGGAACCCUUGCCACAACACCGGAUGAUAUGGUUUCCAGAGCCCAUGAUUUUCUUACUGCAAGCUGUAUCAACGCCGAGGCUAUUGAUACAUCCGCACUCAGCAAUAUUCUUCAAGCCAUUCCCGAGGAUUUGUCUAUAGCUGAGGAUGAUCAAGAACUCUUAGCGAUGCCAUGGUCUGACGAUGAGAUUCUCAACGGGAUCUCUCGUAGUCCAUAUCGUAGUAGUCCUGGUGUCGAUGGCUUUCCAUAUGAGUUGCUUCGGUUCCUAUAUGGCCAUCCACGUGUUAAACCACUAUGCAGCAGGUUUUCAAUGAAGCUCUCACUUUGGCGCGUACACACCAGUUUCUUGGCGUACUUCGGUGGUGACUCUUUUACCGAAACAAGGUGA
Molecule: messenger RNA, 729 nt
Organism: Lichtheimia ornata
Lineage: Eukaryota; Fungi; Mucoromycota; Mucoromycetes; Mucorales; Lichtheimiaceae
Exons: 1
Coding region: 1-729 (242 amino acids)
Source: RefSeq, a predicted model, not a curated record